GCGAUCCGUGCCUUACCCUCUCAACCAAUAAGCGCAAAGCUUGGAUUCCUAUAUAACAACACUUCAUCGUCUUCACAAUUCACAGUCUUCUCUCUCUCUCUCUCUCUCUGAUUUUCAGUCCCAAAAUUAAGAUUUAGGGUUUUCAAUUUCUCCAAAUUCAAUCCGAAAAUGAGUUCCAAAGGUGCCACAACAACCACCAAAGGAGGAAGAGGCAAACCAAAAGCCUCGAAAUCCGUUUCAAGAUCUUCAAAAGCCGGUCUUCAAUUCCCCGUUGGAAGAAUCGCAAGAUUCCUCAAGGCCGGAAAAUACGCUGAACGUGUCGGCGCCGGUGCUCCGGUCUACCUCUCUGCCGUACUUGAGUAUCUCGCUGCUGAGGUUUUGGAAUUGGCUGGUAACGCUGCCAGGGACAACAAGAAGAAUCGAAUUGUUCCAAGGCAUAUUCAGCUUGCUGUGAGGAAUGACGAAGAACUCAGCAAGCUUUUGGGAGCUGUAACCAUUGCUAAUGGUGGUGUUUUGCCCAAUAUUCAUCAGACAUUGCUUCCUAAGAAAGUUGGAAAAGGGAAAGGGGAAAUUGGAUCUGCUUCUCAAGAGUUUUAGGGUUUCUGUGUGCUGUUUUGAGUAGAUCUUAGUUUUAUUGUGAUGAUGCAGUUGUAACAUUUACAUGUUUGAUUAAUUUUUAAUCACUUCAAAGGGGAAAUGUUUACCAAUGUUUGAUUUUUAAUUUACAGUUAAUAAUUGCUGUUUAUUGUUA
Messenger RNA from Medicago truncatula (barrel medic), 751 nucleotides. RefSeq names its product histone H2AX. Gene Ontology annotation, cellular component: nucleosome. Gene Ontology annotation, molecular function: structural constituent of chromatin; DNA binding; protein heterodimerization activity. The record is from RefSeq and is a predicted model, not a curated record. The transcript has a single exon. NCBI's taxonomy places the organism in Eukaryota, Viridiplantae, Streptophyta, Magnoliopsida, Fabales, Fabaceae. The coding region runs from base 169 to 597 and encodes 142 amino acids.